AUGAAACCCGCUCUUGUCACUCUUUUCUCCCUAGGCCUCGUAAUGGCUACUCCGCCUGAGCCAGUUAUUCUGAAACCUCUUCCUGAUAAGGCUAAUUCGGGAUGUUAUCACUACACAAUCUCCAAGAAAUUCCGAUGCUGCAUUCCUCGUCUCUGUGCCUGCAAAGACAAAAAUUUCUACCUCUUCAACGACGAAGCAUGGAAAAAGACCGGCAACGGUUGCAAUCCUCCCUGGGGCAUCGUUGGAAAUGAUCUGGAGAAACUUGAUGGGUAUUGCUGUAAGGGAUGGAAGGCUCCCGCAAUUAAGACUGAUUGGUAG
Molecule: messenger RNA, 318 nt
Organism: Fusarium coffeatum
Lineage: Eukaryota; Fungi; Ascomycota; Sordariomycetes; Hypocreales; Nectriaceae
Exons: 3
Coding region: 1-318 (105 amino acids)
Source: RefSeq, a predicted model, not a curated record